Messenger RNA from Anopheles darlingi, 1515 nucleotides. RefSeq names its product CD2 antigen cytoplasmic tail-binding protein 2 homolog (gene holn1). The transcript has 2 exons. The record is from RefSeq and is a predicted model, not a curated record. Gene Ontology annotation, molecular function: protein binding. NCBI's taxonomy places the organism in Eukaryota, Metazoa, Arthropoda, Insecta, Diptera, Culicidae. Gene Ontology annotation, cellular component: U5 snRNP. Bases 303 to 1415 code for a protein of 370 amino acids.
ACUGUACCGUUGUUUUGAUUUUGAGUCCGCGCAAAAAGUGGAAGUUUUUAUCUUUUUUGAACAAAUUCGUGGAUUUUGUGAUAAAGAUAAAGGCGAUUAGAGCAAAUUAGCAUCAUUUGCAACUCCCGUCGUUGUUCCCUUUGCAAAAGUUCAUCAAAAAAGUGUAAAAAACUUGGAAAACCGCAGCGGGAAAGAUCUCCAAAAAGACGCGCCACGAAAAAGGAUUCUAAAUCCUUUUCCAACACAAUCGGAACCAACUCCGGUGUGUACAGAAAUCUGUGGCGGAGAUCCAGGUGCCUGGAAUGCCGAAACGCAAAGCAAGCAGUUACGUGGAGGAGGAGGACAAUUAUCUGGACGAUCUGGUGCGGGAUAAGCAGAACAACCAACCGUCCACCAGCAAACACACGCUCGACUCGGACGAAGAGGACGACAGCGGUGAUGACGCACCAUAUAAUGUGCUGGACGAUAACGAGAUUAUGGGAGAGGAAGAUGGAAUCGCGCGCACCGACGGCGAAACGAAAAUUACUCCUUUCAACAUGAAGGAGGAGAUGGAAGAGGGCCACUUUGAUGCGGACGGACACUAUCUGUGGAAGAAGACGGCGGAGGUGAAGGACCACUGGUUGGAUAACAUUGACUGGGUGAAGCUCAAGAACGAUCCGAACUACAAGGAGCGACCGGAUAAGGGCGAUAACAGGGGGUUGGGCGAUUCUUCCGACUCAGACUCAGAGGAUGAGGCCAAAAAGAGGCCAAAGUUUGACGAUAUUGCCAUCUACCGACAGAUGCUGGAGCUGAUGGAACCGAAGGAAACGGUCAAACGAGCACUACAACGGUUGGGCAAGGGAACGGCAAAACUAACGACGGCCCAGCGUUGGAAAUUGAAGAAAGCCGGCCAGGCACCGGACGAAUCGAGCGCCAAGAUUACCAAGCUGACCGCCCUUUCAAACGAUAUCCUCACCAACAGUGGCAACAUGGAUGUGUACGAGGAAACGUUCGAAAUGAUCCAGCGAAAGCUUACGGUUGCGCAGCGCAAGGACGAUGCCAAAUCCCUGCCCGCUGAUGAGUUGGACAUGUACGCCGAUGAUUUCGAUACGCGCGAGAAGAGCAAACUGGAUGGCGCUUCCGCAGAGAGCAGUGAACAGCAACCGAAAGGCACAGAAGAUGAGAAAGGUGCUCCCAAGCAAACCGCCACCGAUGGUGCCGACGGUGAGGAAGGCGAAAAGCAGGAAACCCGGCUCAUGUGGGAGUACAAGGAGCAACAGGAUGCGGAAACGGUACACGGACCGUUCACCACCGAACAGAUGCAAACGUACGCCGAUGAAGGGCGUUUCAGUAGUGGGGCUUUUGUGCGCAAGGUUGGCGCCGAUGAUGGCAGGUUCUAUUCCGCCGCACGUAUCGAUUUCGAUUUGUACUUGUAAAACUGUAAUGCCGAAUGAAAAGAAUGAAAAAUGCAUAUUACUUACCAACUACUACAACACACCAUUCGUUUCGUUCUAUGGUUUCCCCUCGCGCGCCGAU